Bipolaris maydis ATCC 48331 is the source of this 977-nucleotide messenger RNA. Its product is annotated as glycoside hydrolase. Lineage: Eukaryota; Fungi; Ascomycota; Dothideomycetes; Pleosporales; Pleosporaceae. The record is from RefSeq and is a predicted model, not a curated record.
AUGAAUCUUUUGAUUGCAAGGCGUAUGGAAAACCUGGUCGAAGCUCACGGUCAUGUUGACAAGGUCGUUGCCGAUGGCAAGGAAUACCAGGGCUGGAACGCCGCUCUCAAGUACCAGAACCCCAUUCCUGCCACUGUUGGCUGGCAAGCCGACAACCUCGACAACGGCUUCGUCUCUCCCGAUGCCUUUGGUACCUCUGACAUUGUCUGCCACAAGCAGGGCAAGAGCAACGGUGCCUACGUAACCGUCAAGCCAGGCAGCAAGGUCACCUUCAAGUGGGAUACCUGGCCCGUCAGCCAUGUUGGUCCUGUCCAAGAGUACAUUGCUGCUUGCAACGGCGACUGCGGCUCCGUCAACCCCUCCAGCCUUCAGUGGACCAAGAUUUCAUCCAAGGCCUGGAAGUCGGGCAGCAAUCCCGGCAAGUGGGCUACCGAUGACUUGAUCGCCAACAACUUCUCGUGGGACAUUACCUUCCCCAACGUUGCUCCCGGAAACUACGUCGUUCGCCACGAGAUCAUCGCUCUGCACGCGGCCGGCCAGACCAACGGCGCACAGGCAUACCCCCAAUGCAUCAACUUCAAGGUUGAGGGCUCUGGAACCGGAAGGCUCAGCGGUGGCACUCCCGCUACCAGCUUCUACACUGCCAACGACCCUGGUAUCAAGUUCAACGUCUUCACUUCCUUCUCCAGCUACCCUGUUCCCGGCCCUGCUGUCAAGACUCUGGCCAAGAGGCACGCCAAGGAUCUUGAGUACUAGAGCACCUUCUAUGCAGCACAGGAAAAAAAACAAAUUACUGCAUAAACUGCGUCGCGAGUUGAUGGAUGGCAAACCGGGUAAAGUCGCCGUAACGUGGACCAUCCCAAUCGCUUAAUCCUCGUGGAGAACCCCCCGGUCUUUUGUCUUGUUACACCUUUUUCUUUUUUCAAACAGACAAAGACUAUUUGUAAAUAACGACUAUUUUUUGAAGGAGAGAGAAG